AUGACUCAUACACUUUUGCUGUGCUGCUUGGUGUUUCUUUUGCCUAUAGAGUCUUGUAGGACAUUAUGCCAGGCUGCCAACAAAAGCAAGGAGAAGGUGUCUGCCAGGCCACACGGUGUAUGCGAUGGUGUCUGUCUGGACAAUUCCUACUGUACUCAACCUUGCCCUCCAGACACUCAGGGAACUAUGGGGUUUUCAUGCAGGAAAAAGAAAUGGUACAAGAUCACGGAUACCUGCCGGACUCUUAAUGCCUUCAACAUCUUUGAGGAGGAUUUAUACACAGCUGAAUCAUUUGGAGGAAGUAUAAGGAUACACGAAAAUACUGGAAAGCCUGAGACCAUAACAGAUAUGUUGCUGGAAAAGUGUCCAAGAGAUUUGUCUUGUGUGAUUAGAAACAUUCAGCAGUCUCCCCGGAUACCAGGAAACAUCGCUGUCAUCGUGCAGCUCCUACACAACAUAUCAAUGGCGCUAUUGACAGAUGUUGAUGAAGCAAAGAUGCAGAGUUACAGCACCAUGGCCAACCACAUUCUUAACAGCAAAAGUAUCUCAAACUGGACCUUCAUUCCUGACAGAAACAGCAGCUGUGUCCUGCUACACUCAGUCAAUUCCUUUGCGAGAAAGCUAUUGAUAAGUAAACAUCCCAUUGACAUAUCAGAUGUCUUCAUUCACACCGUGGGCACCACUGUAUCUGGAGACAACACUGGAAAAAAUUUCACUUUUUCAAUGAGAGUGAAUGAUACCGGCAAUGAAGUCACGGGGAGGGUGCUGAUCGGUAGAGAUGAACUUCAGAAGGUGCCUUCCGCUUCUCAGGUCAUCAGCAUUGCAUUUCCAACCCUUGGAGCCAUUUUGGAAGCCAGUCUUUUGGAAAAUGUUACUGUGAAUGGGCUUGUUCUGUCUGUCAUUUUGCCCAAGGAACUUAAAAGGAUCUCAUUGAUUUUUGAAAAGAUCAGCAAGUCAGAGGAGAGGAGGACGCAGUGCGUUGGCUGGCACUCCAUGGAGAGCAGAUGGGACCAGCAGGCCUGUGAAAUGAUUCAAGAAAACCCCCAGCAAGCUGUUUGCAAAUGUAGGCCAAGCAAGUUUUUCACCUCUUUCUCCAUUCUUAUGUCACCCCACAUCUUGGAGAGUCCAAUCCUGACCUACAUCACAUACGUAGGCCUGGGCAUUUCUAUUUGCAGCUUGAUACUUUGCUUGUCCAUUGAGGCCUUAGUUUGGGGCCAAGUGACAAAGACGGAGAUCUCAUAUUUACGCCAUGUGUGCAUUGCAAACGUUGCGGCCACUUUGCUGAUGGCUGACGUGUGGUUCAUCGUGGCUUCCUUUCUUAGUGGUCCAGUGACACACCACAAAGGAUGUGUGGCAGCGACAUUUUUUGUUCAUUACUUUUACCUUGCUGUGUUUUUCUGGAUGCUUGCCAAGGCACUCCUUAUCCUCUAUGGAAUCUUGGUUGUUUUCCAUACCUUGCCUAAGUCAGUCUUGGUGGCAUCUCUGUUUUCAGUGGGCUACGGAUGCCCUUUGGUCAUUGCUGUUGUUACAGUUGCUGCCACGGAGCCUGGCAAGGGCUACUUACAGCCCAAAGCCUGCUGGCUCAACUGGGACAUGACCAAGGCCCUCCUGGCCUUCGUGGUCCCAGCUCUGGCCAUUGUGGUAGUAAACCUGAUCACAGUCACACUGGUGAUCGUCAAGACCCAGCGAGCUGCCAUCGGCAGUUCCAUGUUCCAGGAAGUGAGAGCCAUUGUGAGAAUCAGUAAGAACAUCGCCAUCCUCACACCGCUGCUGGGACUGACCUGGGGAUUUGGGAUUGCCAUGGUCAUCGAUGAUAGCUCCCUGGCCUUCCACAUUACCUUCUCCCUGCUCAAUGCAUUUCAGGGCUUCUUCAUCUUGGUGUUUGGAACAAUCCUGGAUCCAAAGAUAAGAGAAGCCUUAAAGGAGCGAGUAACCUCUGCCAAAUGGAUCUCCAGGAUAUCAGAGAUUCUUUCUGGAGUGUGGGGAGGGACCACAUCCAAAAGGGAGAAUGACAAGGUGGCAGCAAAAGGGGAUUCAGGGUUGGCUGCUCACACUGCCAGCAGCGAGAGCAGAGGCAGCCCAGAGCUGCCCACGCCCACAUCACUCAGGGUCAACAUCACCCGUCACGGACGGCUGUUGCAGGAGGUCAUAUAUUCCAGGAACGGCAGAGCCCACAGGAGAGAUGUGCUCAUUCCUGUCUUCUUGCCUCUGGAGAGUAUGAAGGAAGCCUCACACAUCGCGGUGCUGAGGGAGGAGGGCGUGGAGUGCAGAAAUGAUGGAAAGCCUCUCCGUCUGAGCUGUUCUGUGCUGCCGAACAUUUCUCGUUUAUGUGUAUAUGUACGAUGGGCAUUUACAAGGAAACAAAAAGACAAAGUGGGCCAUGAUUUGGUUUUGUUGGGGCCUCCAUCUCCAUGCUAUCAGGUCACCUUUAUCCUCAGGAAGAAAGCUCUGGCUCCCCUUGGCAAAGGUGGCCUGGGAUGUCACCUGGCUGGAUUCUGUGGGCUGCUGAGGGAGGGGCCCUCGUGA
This is a messenger RNA of Lemur catta (Ring-tailed lemur), 2526 nucleotides long. It is a transcript of the gene ADGRF2, whose product is annotated as adhesion G protein-coupled receptor F2. Gene Ontology annotation, cellular component: membrane. NCBI's taxonomy places the organism in Eukaryota, Metazoa, Chordata, Mammalia, Primates, Lemuridae. Gene Ontology annotation, molecular function: G protein-coupled receptor activity. The transcript is spliced from 10 exons. The record is from RefSeq and is a predicted model, not a curated record. Bases 1 to 2526 code for a protein of 841 amino acids. Gene Ontology annotation, biological process: cell surface receptor signaling pathway; G protein-coupled receptor signaling pathway.